Tyto alba (common barn owl) is the source of this 1250-nucleotide messenger RNA. It is a transcript of the gene CFD, whose product is annotated as complement factor D. Gene Ontology annotation, molecular function: serine-type endopeptidase activity. Gene Ontology annotation, biological process: proteolysis. The transcript is spliced from 5 exons. The record is from RefSeq and is a predicted model, not a curated record. The coding region runs from base 128 to 925 and encodes 265 amino acids. NCBI's taxonomy places the organism in Eukaryota, Metazoa, Chordata, Aves, Strigiformes, Tytonidae.
UGCUGUCCCUUCCUGCCCCCCCGCCGCCCCAAAGCUGGACAUAAAAGCGAGACCCAUCCUCGGUCCCGGCUGAGCAGCGUCCGCCCUGCAGAACCCACGCACCCCACGGCCGGGCUCCACUGCAGCCAUGGGGCCGAGUCCCGCUCCCGUCCUCAUCCUCGCUCUGCUGCUGCUGCUGGGGGGCACAGUGAACGGGCAGCCCCGGGGACGGAUCCUGGGGGGCUACGAGGCCAAGCCCCACCUGAGGCCGUACAUGGCCUCGCUGCAGCUGGACGGGCAGCACGUCUGCGGGGGCUUCCUCAUCGCCGAGCAGUGGGUGCUGAGCGCCGCACACUGCACUGAGGAGACGGACGGCAAAGUCUUCCAGGUCCUGCUGGGCGCCCACUCGCUCACGGAGCCGGAGCCCCACAAACGCCUGUACCGGGUGCGUGACCAGAUCCCCCACCCCGGCAGCAACAUCCACAACAACAAGGACGACCUUCUCCUCCUCCAGCUGGAGGAGAAAGCGGAGCUGAACGCGCACGUGCAGGUGCUGCCGGUGCAGCGGGAGGACAGGGACGUGGCGGCCGACACGGUGUGCGAGGUGGCAGGUUGGGGAACCAUCAACCACAGCGGCCGCCAGCCCGACACGCUCUACCAGGUGGAGCGGCCGGUGAUCAGCCGCGACGUCUGCAACCACCGCACCCGCCACGACCACACCAUCACCGAGAAGAUGAUGUGCACUGACUCCCGCAGGAAGGACACCUGCAAGGGAGAUUCUGGUGGCCCCCUGGUCUGCGGCGGGGUGGCCGAGGGGGUGGUCACGGCCGGCUCCCGCGUCUGCGGCAACUACAAGAAACCGGCCAUCUACACCCGCAUCGCCCCGUACGUGGCCUGGAUCGACAGCGUCGUGGCCUCCAAGGCUGGGGAGGGAGACGCUCACUGAGCCGCCCCCAGGGACCCCGGCUCCACGCCACGGCUUGCUGCUGCCGGCACGGCCAGAGCACCCACACUGCUGCCCAGGGGGCUCCCACCGCUCCCCCGACCCGCUCCCGCAGAGCCCCCCUGCGCCAGGAGGGCGGCUGGGUUGGGGGACUGGCGAGAAACCAGGGAAAGGGGUCCCCGGCCCCUCACUCGCACAGCACAGGACCCAGCUGGGGUGGGGGGGCUCACAGCCCUCCCCCCCAGGCUGGCGCAAGCCCCAGGCUUUGCUGACCCUGCCAGUAACGCUGACCGCGACCCGCUGCAAUAAAGCGAUGACGAUUCCUGCA